Messenger RNA from Colletotrichum siamense, 690 nucleotides. RefSeq lists its product as uncharacterized. The coding region runs from base 1 to 690 and encodes 229 amino acids. The record is from RefSeq and is a predicted model, not a curated record. The transcript has a single exon. Lineage: Eukaryota; Fungi; Ascomycota; Sordariomycetes; Glomerellales; Glomerellaceae.
AUGGGUCGUCGCUCCCAGCCCCCGGAGAAAUCCAUCCUCUUGACUCGUCCAACGAACGGCUUCUACGGACUCUACGCGGCGAUAUUGGAGGGCAACAUCAUUCUUAUGCUGGCAGCUUUCAUGUCCAUCCUUGCCGAAUUCCUGCCGAUUCUCUUCGCAAACGUGCCAUACAACCUGACGCAGACUCUGAAAUCCCACAAUGUCUGCGCGACCAUCAGCCUUACGAUUCUUGCGCUCAUGUUGGCCUCCAUGGUGGCAAGCCUAUUCAUCAAAUGGCCCGAGCUGCCAGUCGAUCCGCGCAGUAUCGCCGGAGCCUUGUACUACGUCGCAGAGAGUCGGAUGCUAGAGGAUUUCGAGGGACUUUCAAAGCUGGACUCUGAAGAGAGGGAGAAGAAAGUCAAGGAGCUUGGGCGGAGGUACUUCUAUGGAGGCCUCACGGGCAGUAAUGGUAAAAGAAUGGGCGUUGAGUCUGUUGAGAGCGUUGAGGACACAGCAUAUACCGGUGGUCACUGGUUCUUACCUCCACAAGAAGACCAACAGGGUGAUGAAGACAAUCGAGGAGAGACGGUGCAGGAAUCUGAGGUACCUCGUCAAACCGAGCAGACUUUGCAUUUGGAAACAAGGCAGGAGGUUAAUCAAGAGGAUGACGUCGAUCGAGGACCCGUGCUACCAGACCCGCACGGCCUCUAG